GACAAAGUUAAAGCAACAGUGACUUCAGACAAUAUUUGAGUUAGGACACUCCUGAAAGUUCAGUAACAUCAUGAGUGCUGAUUUGCGGGAAAGCCUGAAGAGCAAAUUGCUGCAUCUAGAUUGUCAUUUUACAUGGGGCCUAAAAAAAGAAUUCAUUGAUGUUGAAAAUUUUGAGCAAAGGAUGCAUGAUGAAAUAAACUUUGCUGAAAUAAAAUCUGUAUACCACUGCUACAACCGUUUGGCUUAUGCAAGUCACUUGAAAGGAAAUUAUGAAGAAGCCCUUACACAAUUACAAAAAAGUGAAGAGAUCAUAAGGAGAGAUUAUACCAGUGACAUAGACCGGCAUAUUGUUGUUACGUAUGGAAAUUUUGCAUGGGUGUACUACCACAUGGAUAGAACAACUGAAUCUGAAAACUAUAUUCAGAAGGUGCAAAACAUUUGUAAAAAACUAGGGAGUACAUCCCUUUACACAGCUCCACUUGCUGAAGUAUAUAGAGAAAAAGGCUGGACAUUACUUACAUUCUGUAGAAUAUACUAUGUAGAAGCAGCAGAGUGUUUUGAAAAAGCACUCAAAGAAAAUCCCAGUGACCCAGAGAGCAAUUCUGGGUAUGCAGUAGCUUUGUACCGCCUUGAAACUCCUUUAUAUGUAAAAUCUAAACUUGAAGACAGUAAAUCCUUAUCACAGCUCAGACAGGCAUUAGCCAUAAAUCCAAAUGAUACAUUAUGCAUGGUGUUGCUUGGCUUGAAACUUCAGGAUUUUGGGAAGCAAAGAGAAGGGUUUGAGUGUAUUGAGCAGGCAUUACAGAAGUCUCCAGAUGUUCCACAUGUGAUACGUUAUGCAGCUAAGUUCUUAAGAAAGUAUGGGUCUGUAGACAUGUCUCUUCAGUUGUUAAAGAAGGCAUUAGAGAAGACACCAAACUCUGCAUUCCUGCACAGUCAAGUUGGUAUAUGCUACCAGCAAAAGUUAUGUAGCUUAAAAAAUAAAGUAUAUCCUAGGGGUUGCUCCGUGGAAACAGCUGAUUUAAUUAGAAAGAUCAUUUAUCAUUUAGAAAUGGCUGUAGAACUUAAGCCACAGUUUCACAUCGCACUUCUGAUUUUGGUAGAUGCAUAUAAAGAAGCUCACAACUAUGAAAAAGUUGAAGUAUGUUUUAAGAAACUCUACGAUAUACCUAGCAAUACACCAGAGAACCUUCAGGAAAUACAUUUGGCUUAUGGACUGUUCCUACUGAAAGACAAAAAGUCAGAAUCGGAUGCUGUUCUGUAUUUCAAAGAAGGGUAUAAAAUUAAAAAUCCCUCAAGGUCAAGGCAGAUGUGUUGCAGCAAUCUCACUAAGAUUGCUGAGAGAAAGUUAUCUAUAAAUCCUAAAGAUAGCACAGCUCUUGGCAUUCUUGGAUUUGUUCACCUUCAGAAUGAAGAAAAGUCACAGGCCAUUGAACACUACAAGAAAGCCCUGCAGUAUGAUCCUGACAAUGAAGACUAUUUAAAUGCUCUCACUGAGCUUCAACUGUCACUCUAGGAAGGAAACGGGAUGUGCAGCUUCAUAAAAAAUGUUAGUUAUGGUGGCAGAAGUACCAGAUAUUUAAAAUAAUCAUGUAUAUGUAACAGUUUAAAAAAUAUAUACAACUCAAAAUGUAAAGUUGUAUUCUAGAGGGAAAGAGGUCAUUAAUAUUGUAGUAAGGCAUUGGUAAGUGCUAGAGAAGUAUUGAGAUAAUUCUUUCAUUUAUGAAUUUUGAUAAUGUGUAAAGAAAUUCUUCUAGAACAGUGACUUGUCUUUUACAAAAGGAUAAAAGAUCAUUAAUACAUAAAAGUUUCAUUAUAGUCAUCCAGACUGACAUGCUUCAUAAGCUAAGCAGUAGUGGUGAUGAUUAUAUCUCACCUAAGUCAUAUAGUGCAUAAGAUCCUCAGCAUCGGUCCAUCUCCAUACUUUUUGUAUCAUCUAUUUUUUUGACAAUUUGACUUAAACAUUAUAUGGAUAAGGAGUGCUCAGGAAGAUGGCCUGCUGCUGCUUCCAGCAUUUUCAUUUAUUUAUCUUUUUUUAUAGCUCUGCUGACUUCCAUCAAAAGGACUUCUGUAUCAUGGCAUUGUUUUAGAUUAUUUUUGCCCCCUGUCCUGUCAAGCAUCAAAACUCCUCUCAGUCAGACAAAGCACAUUCAUUCCUCCUCUCCCUGGAUUAUACCCACUACCAAGUUGAUAGCUGUUUGAGGAGGUGGUUGGGUAUCAUGCAAGCAGUGAUGACAGCGCUUUGUGAGAAGAGACAGUGCCUGGUAGUAGUCAUUCUCUAGCCACUGUACUGCAGAUAUUGGAGAAAUAUUAAUUGUCACAUAUUAAUGCUUCAUGUAAUUAGCUUGGUUUUGUGUUAUGUGUACUACUACUUAUUCAUCUGCUUUGGGUAACUACAGCCCUUUUCUUUGAUUAGAUGAGAUAAUUCCAUUGCCCACUGGAGGUCCAGUCAUUUACCAAUCCAGAACCACAUUUUACUCAGUUGUAUAGCACAGUAUUAUUUCUCAUUUCAUAUUACCUUCUCCCAGCUGGUUCUGUAUGUGAUUCAGAGUCCAUUUCUGAACUUUAGUUAUUGGCAGGAUGUGGUUCUAAUGGGGUCUGGAGCAAAGAACUGAUGCGUUCCUUCUGAGCAGACAGAGGUAUGAACUAAACAUCAGAAACUGUCAGAAACCACAUAAAUAAUGAGUGGUGUGCAUAGUCAUGUGCAAAGCAUGUACUUCCACAAGUAGCAGACGCAUGCAAGCACAGGGAGAUUCAGGGUGCAGCGUUAUACACGUCUGCAAGCUUUCAAAAGUCACAAGAAAAGUUGUAUGUAAAUGAUGCACUAUAUGCUACUGAAAAGUACCUCCACCUUUGUGAUUCUGAGUCUCAGAAAAGGCAUGCACUGCCAUUUGCAGUUGCUCUGCAAUGGAAAGAUGCUUGGAGUAACAGGUUGCUUUUUGAUUUCUUGCUUUGCAUCUCUUGUUGUUCUGGUACUACAGUUUGCUGCAGCCAGCAGUUCUUGUCAUCCAAGGUGUAGGAAUUACUAGGAAGGUCUAAUGUGUUCUGCUUUUGAAGAUUAGGAAGGACUGGCUUUAUAUGGUUAGGGAUAAAAUAUGGGUGUUGGUGAAUUUGUAUGGCCUGCCUAUACCUGUGGAUACCAGGGUAUGUACAGCUACACUAUACUUGCCGCAAGAACAUUCCAAAGACAGACUGGGAACAUGUUGUGUGUCUCACAAGCUUUGCCUCAUGGAUACUUCAACACUGCCUUGAUGUUAUUCUAGCUGAUGUGGAUGUGUAUAUCUGUUUUCCACAGAUACCACAGGAGAGUUUUACCACCAUGUAUGCUUUUUACAACCUGGAACACUUCCCUGAGGUGCUUGAUGGAAUAGGUUGCCCCAUAUGGACAUUAAAACACCACCUGAUCCACAGGAAGAAAUGUAUCCAGACUGGAAAGGGUACCAUUUCAUAAACUGCCAUGUAUUAUGUGAGGCACAUGGCUGUAUUAUGAGUUUCUUAGUCCAGAAAUCUGAUACGGUCCAUGAGUCCCAGAUUUGGUGCAAAAGUUAACAUUGUCUGCAUGGAUGAAUGCCACGUGGACACCUCAUAGGUGAGUGCAGCAAAAAUAACCAAACACCCACAGGUAAUUGUAAAAUAAUGAGGAAGAUGUAAUGCAUGACCACCCUGUCUCCAUGUACCCACCAUCUCUGUUUUAUAUGUUUUGAACUGAUGCAAGAUAUGCACUUGAAUCUUGGAUCAUGACACCAGAUUUGAACCCACAGGGAGCUGCAUGGAAUGUCACAACACUUCCCUGUCAAAGACAGGCACAGUAGUAGAGUAAGUAUUUGUCCUGCUUAAAGCACAUUUCCAUUAAGUGGAUGAGUCUGUGGGGGUUCUUCAGUACAACCCUGAUACUGCAUGCAAAAUGUCUAUUAUGUACCACAUUCUGCAAAAUAUGAUUCACUGCCAGUCUGGACCACCAGUGUCACCACUGGUUGUGCAGCUCCCUCAUAUGUUCCACCUAGAAUUUUCAACAGUUAGUUCAGACACAACAGCCAAUGAAAAGCAGCAGCAGCAUGGCACCCCCUCAGACAGGUUCAUGAAUGAUACGUGGCAGAACAAAGUGGCAGCAUCCAGUCCACAUCUAUGGGCUUUGACAACCACUGUGUUACAGUGUGAAGUUACAAAUAUAAAAAUUGGUGCAUGCAGUCUGAACUGCUGGAUAUGCUGGCGGGUGCAUGACUGACUAACCACGUGUAUCAGACAGCAUAUCCAGCAGUUCAGACUGGAUGUGCUGGCUGGUGCAUGACUGACUAACCUCAUGUAUCAGACACCCCCUCUUACCAUAUACUAAUGCGUAUUUGAUAUGGUCAAACCAUCAUCAUUUGCACAGUGGUGUGGUGUGAAGGAUGUAGAACAUGAGGUGUGCAGGCUAAAUCUGGUUCAUGUCAUACACUAACCCAUAGGGUUAGGCAACCUCCAUUCAAACAGGAAUUGGUACUGUCAUGAGGGACUGACAUUGAGUUUCUGCAGUGGUACUUUGUAUGUGACACUGAUGAGAACCGAGACAGUGAUCAGCAAGAACAGCAUGAGCAGGACCUGGACAAUGAGGCCCUUCCAAGUGAUGUGGAAGUCACUAAUGUUCAUCAGUCUGACUUGUGGAGGUCUCCACAUUCUGGGAUACAGCAGUUGACUGAGCCAUCCAUGCUACAUGCCCAACAUGGCCUCCAUGUAUGUGGACUUGAACUCUGACUGCCCUAACUGAUUCUGCCAUAUGCGACAACUAGGUUUUCACAAGUGUGGACAUAAGCUGCUAUAGAUGUUUUGUAAGCAUGCUCCACAGAGAAGCAUCAUGACAUUAGUGCGGACCUCCACCAUUUUCAUAUAUUGAUAAAUAUUCUCAGAUAUACCUAGCAACAUUCUAAUCAUCUCUGCCUGAUUCUGAAUAACAGUAGCUUGUACCUGGACAAUGUUUCAGGAGCCAGCUGUCAUCACUGAGUUCAUCAGGCACCCCUUCGGACAGGCUGUACAGUGUGUAGUCCAGCCUGUGACACUUCCAGGAGUUCCCUUUGUGGCUUUGAGAUACAAGGUGAGGGUUCAUGGGAAUUUCACCCCUUGCAGUCAAUGCAUUUUCCCAUGGUGGAGUACCUUUGGCCCAGCAUUGGCCUUGUCAUAGCCAUCAACCUGCUUUGUGGUCUUGAGUCACUGCCUGUACACUUUGCAUCUGGGUACCAUUGCCCUCAAGUUGUAUUCUGCAAAAGAGAAUAAUGGGAUCAUCGCCAGCUGCCACAUGUCUGUGAACAUUAGCCUAUUGUCUUCAACAAAAAUGUUACCAGUGCUGGUGCAGUUGUUGGGAGAUCUGUGAACAAAUAACAAACCAUUUACCAUUGUGCACUACACUACACAUGCAGAUGUAUAUGCCUGUACAGUAAACAGAAAAGGUAAACUGAAGGAAAAUUAUGAGUAAUUUGUGAAGUUUCUUUGUUUUCAAGGACAAUUGAUGAUCCUGAUGCACCUGUCAGAAAAAACACUCAAAGAGGUAUAUACCAAUGCUGUCUGAAUACACAUUGGGUAACUGUCCUAAUAUUCCACUGCAGGUUAAGCAUAGUGAUCUGCUCUACCAGCUGUGGGCACACAUGGUGUGGCCUAAACUGCUAGAAUCUAAGCCAUCUAGAAUAGUUACUAUGCCAUCCUCAUUACCAUCAAAAUCCUUACCAUGAAAUUACAUAAACCGCUUCUAAUAAGUUGCAAGACUGCCCUGUGGAAAGAUCUUCAUCAGUGGCAUUUUAAACAAUAGCAUUCUGUCAGGCUUUACUUUUGACAUGGCAAACAGUGUAAUUUCCUCUGCAAUUACAAUCAGCCAAAUCCUUGCCAAUAUCCCAGUGGCAUUAAUGUCUUCCAGCAUCACUUUCCACACUUAGUGUGCUCAGUCUGUCUAGUAUUACCUUUACUGUAGAGAUUUCAAGUAGUUUAUUCAGUUAGAUAAAUAGAUAGAUAGAUAGAUAGAUAGAUAGAUAGAUAGAUAGAUAGAUAGAUAGAUAGGUAGAUAGAUAGAUAGAUGACUCUUCUUGUUCUUGUUCAAGCAUAUUGCUAGGCAUUAUAUACCAGGAGGUGCCCAUACCAUUAUCUCCACUGUCAGAUGUGUGGCUGUGACAGGACAUUUAUAUACCCCAUUAGCAUAUUGUUCAUCUUAAGGCAUACUGGCAACGUCUGUACUGUGCUAACAAUUCCUUUUUCCUCAACAGCAUGUAAUGAGAUUGAAAUGGACAGGCACAUGUUCUUCAGGAAGCUAAAAUGCCUAGCCCCUGACCCGGCAUGUUCUAUCUUUUCAUUUGUCAGAUUUCAAUUCAUGUUUCAUAAUUUUUAUCAUUUGCAUUAUAUUAAUGUUUACUUUCUUUCCAUUUAUUUUUCCUUCUCAACCUAGGGUACCUCUGCUGCAGCCCUGUGCUGCUUCAGUGCAUAAAAACUCUCUGCAUGUUGUACAUCAUGGGACUACCUCAUCUGGGAAAAGAGGAGGAUCUAUAUGCCUUAAAAUAAAGGAUAAGCACUUACGUCCUUAUUCUUUUAGCCAUAAUUGGUUCAGUCUGGACAUGUGACUACCUCUUUUGGAAAUAAGAAAAGUUUUCUUGCAAAGUGAAUUUUAUGGUUCUGAUGAAGUCCUAAAAGAAUGAAGACAAAAGCGCUUAAUCUUUUUUAAACUAGUUUUUUCAUUGCAUCCUGUGAAAUGUACAAAAGUAUCACUUUCUAAUUAAAAACAUUAUACCAGCAGUGCAUCCUGGAUGAUAUUAAAUGGAUGGUGGAGAUAUUGCAUGAGAAUAUUGGGCAUUUCUAGUAUAAUUUUAUUUUCACUACAUGGACGCAUGCUGUUUUCUUCUAAAAGAGGUGGAUUCACUUCAGCCAGAAGCCCAGAAUAUGCACCACUGCCUGCACAGCCACAAUUGCAGGCAAUGCUGGAGAAUGCAGUGUAGAGGACACAAGUGAGGCAGUGAAGACCCAUAUCAACAUCUCCUUCACUGAGUUCAAUAUUUGCUGAUCUGGCAGCCUCCAAACAUUGAGCCUUCAGAGAAUACCAUCCCAACACUGGGGACUACCUGCCCUCACACCCAUGAGCAGUGUUCAGAUGAAUAGUCUCUAGGUUAGUUUGGACAUGCACCUGUCUCCAUUUCCCCCUCCUAUUAUCUCUAGACUAUAUCCCCAUUGUCUUGUGCCAUGACCAACCUUUGUGUAUUGCCCCACAUUCUCCCACAUCAUCAGUUGUUCAUAGGUUCAUAGGUGUGUACUAGGCUAAUGUCCCUUGAGCCUUUGCAAGCCUAGCCCAUAGAAGUGCCAUGGCAUUGUGCCACCUAACAUCAGUUCCCAGUGGCUCUAUCAAGUAGAGCCACUGGAGUAAUCCCCGGGGUGAAUUUUCUAUUUCUCAUCCAUUCAUCAAAAUUCCGAUUGAAGAGGGCCAGU
Molecule: messenger RNA, 7431 nt
Organism: Protopterus annectens (West African lungfish)
Lineage: Eukaryota; Metazoa; Chordata; Ceratodontiformes; Protopteridae
Product: interferon-induced protein with tetratricopeptide repeats 5-like
Exons: 2
Coding region: 71-1516 (481 amino acids)
Biological process (GO): defense response to virus
Cellular component (GO): cytosol
Molecular function (GO): protein binding
Source: RefSeq, a predicted model, not a curated record